Electrophorus electricus (electric eel) is the source of this 697-nucleotide messenger RNA. RefSeq names its product SNU13 homolog, small nuclear ribonucleoprotein b (U4/U6.U5) (gene snu13b). Gene Ontology annotation, cellular component: nucleolus; ribonucleoprotein complex. Gene Ontology annotation, molecular function: RNA binding. The record is from RefSeq and is a predicted model, not a curated record. NCBI's taxonomy places the organism in Eukaryota, Metazoa, Chordata, Actinopteri, Gymnotiformes, Gymnotidae. Gene Ontology annotation, biological process: ribosome biogenesis.
UUCACGCAAACACGUGUUGGAAGCGGCGGUAUCAUAGACGGUUUCCUUACGCGGAUCAGUGGAGCUAGCCUUAAUCUUUAGUCUUUUGAAACCGUUAAGUUUAUACUCGUAGCUGUUUGUCCUCCGUGAAGCGCUCGCCGAGAGGACCCAAUCGUGUGAAACCAUGACUGAUGCUGACGUGAAUCCCAAAGCCUACCCUUUGGCUGAUGCCACUCUGACCAAGACUAUUCUGGACCUGGUGCAACAGGCUUCCAACUACAAGCAGCUGCGGAAAGGAGCAAACGAGGCCACAAAAACACUGAACCGUGGGAUCUCGGAGUUCAUCGUGAUGGCUGCUGACGCAGAGCCGUUGGAGAUUAUUCUGCACCUUCCAUUGCUGUGUGAGGACAAGAAUGUGCCUUACGUCUUCGUGAGGUCCAAGCAAGCUCUUGGACGAGCUUGUGGGGUGUCAAGACCAGUCAUUGCCACGUCGGUCACCAUUAAGGAGGGAUCACAGCUAAAGCCUCAGAUUCAGUCUGUGCAAAUGGCUAUUGAGAGACUCUUGGUUUGAACCCAUUAUUUUAUUAUUUCAGGUUUUUUUGUGUUUAGUUUCUGUAUUCUCUGUACAGUCCUUAUUGAGUUGAAAUUUGUAACCUCAGUGGGUUUGGAGUAAUACUGAUUCAUAAUGGCCAAAAUAAAAUUUGGUUAUUUGGAAACA